CCGUUCACUUUAUUGCUAUGAAUCGUUUGCAGCGAUGCCGAACUGGCCUAUUUGCCCCUCAAGCAGUAACGUGGCCCAAUGUUUUCGUGUAAACUGGUUAUAAUUUGCUUCUCCGUGGAGUUAGCUUUCGGGCAGAGAUAUAACUCUUCAUGCGAAUGCGGAAUUGCGGGCACAAACCGUCGCAUAGUGGGUGGCACCACAGCCCAGCCACACGAAUACCCCUGGCUCGUGGCACUUAUGCUGGGCUCCAAGCUGCACUGUGGCGGUGCCAUCAUAUCUGAUCUGCAUAUCCUUACAGCCGGCCACUGCAUUACGUUUGGGGUUCACUUUCGAGAUCUUAAAGUGCACGUAGGCAUGCACGAUCGCUUGGACAACACCUUCGAAAUUAGGAGAGUAAGCAACGGCAUCAAACAUCCCAGGUUCACCUCGAACGCCGUGCGGGACAUCAAUGAUCUCGCUGUGCUAACUCUUGACAAGAAACUACACUUCGACGAUAAAGUUCGGCCUAUUUGUUUACCGCGUGAAGACAUGGACUUUGACAAUCUUCCCCUUACUGUUGCUGGUUGGGGUAAGAUAAGACAGGGAGCCCUAACAUCUUCAAGACACCUAUUGGAAACCAAAGUGAAGAUAGUGCCAGAAGAGAAAUGUAAAAAGACGCAAAUUUAUAAAGACAACCUCGUUAGCAACACAAUGAUGUGCGCAUACGCUUAUGGAAAAGACGCUUGCCAGGGGGAUAGUGGUGGACCACUGUUUUCUACUCAUUCAAGUACUGGUAACAGAAAGUGGUAUCAUGUUGGAAUCGUGUCAUGGGGCAUUGAUUGUGCCAUGCCGGAUUACCCAGAAUGUGGCGUUCCUUCGGACACAAUAGUGUCCCAGCGAAUAGUGGGUGGGAGACGGGCAGAGCCUUACUCAUUUCCAUGGACGGUGGCGAUCAUCAAAAGUGAUCGAAUGCACUGCGGGGGCGCUAUCAUUACAGACAGACACGUGCUAAGUGCCGGGCACUGCUUCAAAUGGGACGACCACAAAGACAUGCACGUCCUCAUCGGCUUGGACAACUUAGACGACUUAAAACAAGUUGAGAAGAGGAACAUUUCCCACGUGAGCAUCCACGAGAACUUCACUUCGACUGCAGUGAGGGACGAAAACGACAUCGCGAUCGCUACGCUUACCUCACCCGUGACGUUUGGACCUACCAUCAUUCCUAUAUGCUUGCCUGAACCUGGACAAGAGUUCAGCCACCGAGUGGGUACCAUAGUGGGAUGGGGACGGAUAGCCCCAGAGGCCUCGGCAUCCAAAGUCCUUCUGAAGGCCACCCUCAAGAUCCUGAGCGACGAGGAGUGCACACAAUCCAAGCUGUCGCAACAUCUGAAGCCGACUAUGAUGUGCGCUUUCUCAAAGGGAAAGGAUGGAUGUCAGGGAGACAGCGGCGGGCCAUUUCUAGUAUUUGAAACAUCUGGAAAAUACGUACAAGCAGGCGUUGUAUCUUGGGGCAUUGGCUGUGCUGAUCCACGAUACCCAGGAGUCUACACGAAGGUUAGCAACUAUAUUGACUGGAUACAGAAAAACUCGGAAGAUGGAAAAACGUGCAAAUAAAUAAUUAUAAAUAAUACUUAGUAUACAAUUUUAA
Molecule: messenger RNA, 1627 nt
Organism: Cydia splendana
Lineage: Eukaryota; Metazoa; Arthropoda; Insecta; Lepidoptera; Tortricidae
Product: plasminogen-like
Exons: 13
Coding region: 79-1593 (504 amino acids)
Biological process (GO): proteolysis
Molecular function (GO): serine-type endopeptidase activity
Source: RefSeq, a predicted model, not a curated record